Molecule: messenger RNA, 1461 nt
Organism: Pisolithus orientalis
Lineage: Eukaryota; Fungi; Basidiomycota; Agaricomycetes; Boletales; Pisolithaceae
Product: WD40-repeat-containing domain protein
Exons: 9
Coding region: 1-1461 (486 amino acids)
Biological process (GO): mRNA splicing, via spliceosome
Cellular component (GO): U4/U6 x U5 tri-snRNP complex
Molecular function (GO): U4 snRNA binding; protein binding; U6 snRNA binding
Source: RefSeq, a predicted model, not a curated record
AUGACAGAGCUCACUCUCGAAUCAUUGAUCGACGAUGGAAAUUACCUGGGCUCCGAGCGAGCUAGGUUGGAGAACAAGGCAAUCCUGGAUGAGCUGGAGCGCAAGAAAAAGGCUCGUAGCAUGGCCGUCCCAACGGACGACAACCGCGUCAAAGCAAGGUUGCGUGAACUCGGCGAACCAAUAACACUGUUCGGUGAACGACAAGCUGACCGUAGGGAUCGUCUAAUAUAUGUCCUCUCUCAAAUCACUGCUGCUCGGGGUGAUGACGUGCAAAUGGAAGAGGAGUCGGAGGAGGAGAGUGCAGACGAGGAAGAGUUCUACACACCUGGAUCGUUGGAGCUCCUCGAAGCACGGAGGCACUUAGCAGAGUAUUCCCUGCCCAGAGCUCAAAAGCGGAUCGCCCAACAGCAAAUAGAUAGUAAACUACCCCUUGGUCGUAUCAUCGACAUGCGCAAAAAAAUCUUUGCGGAGGUUAAGCGAUUUAGCAACCUUGGAUCCCAGAUAGGCGAUGAACGUCCAAUAUCGCAAGUACGAUUUUCGCCAAAUAGCAAGUUUCUUGCUACAGGGAGUUGGUCCGGCACUGUGAAGGUUUGGAACGUCCCAGCAUGCACGACUUCGCGGGUUCUGCGCGGCCAUGGUGAUCGCGUAGGAGGGGUUGCAUGGCACCCACAGGCGACCUUGACCCAAGGCGAAGGGCUAGUAAACUUGGUGUCAGGAGCAGGGGACAAGUGUUUGCGUUUCAUCCGUCCGGGAAAUUAUGUCGCCUCGGCAUCCUUUGAUACUACCUGGCGACUUUGGGAUGUGGCAACCUCGACAGAAUUGCUUCUACAAGAGGGCCAUUCGAAAGAAGUGUACUCUGUCGAAUUCCAAGACGAUGGUUCUCUGGUUGCAUCUGGGGGGCUCGACGCAAUUGGGAGAGUGUGGGAUCUGCGGACCGGACGGACCGCCAUGGUGCUCGAUGGUCACGUGCAAGCCAUAUUUGGUAUAUCUUUCUCGCCCAACGGUUACCAAAUUGCGACCGGCGCUGGUGACGACACCAUCCGAAUAUGGGACAUCCGUUUUCUAAAAGUGCUCUAUACGAUCCCCGCCCACGUCUCCAACGUUUCCGACGUUCGUUUCUUCCGUGGUGACGAUCUGCCUCCCAUGAGCACAGUUCGUGGAAAUGGAGAUGCAACCAUGAAUGGCAUGGACGAGGACGCUGACGCUGACACGAGUAACGACAAAAAGCAAGAGCAAACAUCAGACGAGUGGAGAUACCGAUCGGGGCUCUAUUUUGCGAGCGCUGGCUACGAUGGUUUUGUAAAGAUAUGGAGCACGGACGACUGGCAAUUACUGCGCACGCUUACGACAGACUCGGGCAAAGUUAUGUCUGUCGACCUUUCCAAAGACGGGCGCUUGCUUGCCUCUGGUACCUACAAUCGCAAUUUCCAGCUGUUCGCUCCAGAGGAAGUUACUGUUUGA